GUUUUGAGGGACAACAUGUUCGCCCAGUUCACCCAGCUGAAGAGCUUAGACCUCCAGCAGAACAUCAUCUCUGUGGUGGAAGAUGAUGCGUUUAGCGGCCUCUCCCAGCUCACCACCCUGCUCCUUCAGCACAACCGUCUAAGAAUGCUCUCAGAAGAAGUCCUGCUCCCUCUGCGCCGCCUCACCUACCUCCGGUUCUUCGACAACCCUUGGAGCUGCCGCUGCCCGCUGGACAGCCUGACACAGGGACGGAGGACGGAGACAAACCACAACCAGGUCAUCCACCAAUUAAAGUGA
Molecule: messenger RNA, 297 nt
Organism: Nematolebias whitei (Rio pearlfish)
Lineage: Eukaryota; Metazoa; Chordata; Actinopteri; Cyprinodontiformes; Rivulidae
Product: leucine-rich repeat-containing protein 17
Cellular component (GO): plasma membrane
Molecular function (GO): protein binding
Source: RefSeq, a predicted model, not a curated record